Messenger RNA from Ilyonectria robusta, 672 nucleotides. RefSeq lists its product as uncharacterized. The coding region runs from base 1 to 672 and encodes 223 amino acids. NCBI's taxonomy places the organism in Eukaryota, Fungi, Ascomycota, Sordariomycetes, Hypocreales, Nectriaceae. The record is from RefSeq and is a predicted model, not a curated record. The transcript has 2 exons.
AUGGAUGGGGGCGAUAGGGUAAUUUCCUACACUGCUCGACGAAUUUCGACAUGGUACCUUCCGGACCCUGACGACAACUAUUGUCGCUUAACGGGCGGAAAGAGCUUUGAGGACUUUGAGAAGCUCCCCGAGGACGAACGCCGUAAUGUAUUCCGCGAGUAUUUGGUUGAGAAGACGCCUAUUGUCAUACAGCAGCCAAUUGCCUGGACCAGCCAAGAGAGUAUUGACUCGUUCUUGCUCUUGAAGAAUGAGGUUAGAGAUAAUGAGUCUGGAAAGCGCUUGCUCCAAGAGGCUCGGCAAGUGUUCUACGAAGAAAAUUCCUUCAUAGUCUUCUGGAGCGACUUGGAUCGUUUUUUAGACGAUCUACUUGGACGGUGGACCGACGCCGUUCCAGUCAAGUCGCUGGUGCGGAGAAUCACAGUCAGGGUCGAAAGGCACGAGUGUGGAUGUGGAAACCUGGCGGAAUAUCUGCAACACGCCCGCUACUUUGCCAAGUCUCCUAAUUUGGAAAGCAUCUCAUUCGAGUGGUGGGAUUCUUGGAGACAUUGGAAAGCGAACGACGUUGAGGAGGAAUCGGUUGGCGAUGACACAGAUAACGACGACGCUUCUGGAGACGAGUCGGACGGAACCCUGAAGGAGUCGUCCUCAAUUGGCAGUGUCUGGGAGUUUUGA